Molecule: messenger RNA, 1382 nt
Organism: Saccoglossus kowalevskii
Lineage: Eukaryota; Metazoa; Hemichordata; Enteropneusta; Harrimaniidae
Product: RING finger and CHY zinc finger domain-containing protein 1-like
Biological process (GO): ubiquitin-dependent protein catabolic process; protein ubiquitination
Cellular component (GO): nucleus
Molecular function (GO): zinc ion binding; ubiquitin protein ligase activity
Source: RefSeq, a predicted model, not a curated record
AUGGCCGGCGAUUCUGUGGCAGAAAAGCAGUUGGGUUGCCAACAUUAUAAAAGAAGUUGCUGUCUCCUGGCACCAUGCUGCAACAAAUUUUACACCUGUCGAAUUUGCCAUGAUGAAGUAGAAGAACAUACUCUAUGUCGUACUAAUGUACAGAAGAUUAAGUGCUUGAAGUGUCAACAUGUACAGGAGGUGCUCAAAAAAUGCUGUAAUUGUGGCGUAGAUUUUGCAAAUUAUUUUUGCUCUGUAUGCCGACUCUAUGACAACGCUGACAAAGGACAAUAUCAUUGUGAUGACUGUGGAAUCUGCAGGGUUGGUGGUAAAGAAAAUUUUUUUCAUUGCACUAAGUGUGAUAUGUGCCUAAAUAAAAGCCUUAAAGAGAAACACAAGUGUGUUGAGAAGGUAUCAAGAGCAAACUGUCCAGUUUGUUUGGAGGAUCUUCAUACCUCUAGGACGGCAUCUCAUGUACCGCGCUGUGGACAUCUCAUACAUGAGACUUGUUUUAAGGAGCUUAUAAAAUCCGGAGGUUACAGUUGUCCCAUGUGCAAUCAGUCCAUGCUUUCUAUGAAGAGUGUUUGGGAGUUGCUUGAUAAUGAGAUUCGAAACACUCCAAUGCCUCAUGAAUAUGCAAAUUACAAUGUACAGAUUCUUUGCCGUGACUGUCACAAAGAAUGUCGCGUGUUGUUUCAUGUAAUUGGAAUGAAAUGUAAACACUGUGGUUCUUAUAAUACAUGUAGAACAGCGAACGAUGAUCAUACUCUGCAUGCUGUGGAGCCAUCUACAGAUGCUGCAAAUCCAGAUGAGAUGGAAGCGAGUAACGGUAACAUGCGUGAUGGUGAACAGGUAGACAGCAAUACUGAUACAGCUGAUUCUAAUACUAAGUAGUUUCUGAUCACCACAACACUGUAGAUGAUAAAAUGUGAUUGGUGAAUGAAACAUUUACUUUGAAUUAUAGAUCCUUUAUUAUAGAGCUCAUGUAUGGGUAGUAACUUCAUUUUCACUACAAGGUCAUUCCUAAUUCAUUACCUGUGAAAAUAACUUCCAUACCCAACAAACAUCAGGCCAUGGUGCCAGGCAAGGCCAUGGUGUUCUAUCUUUUACACAUGUCAUGAACUUGCUGACUUGACCAAAAAUUACAGCGCUUGCCAGGUGCAAUGUUUAUUCUAAUUUUGUUGAUGUUUAUUUCACGUUAAUGGUGUGUUGAUUAAUAUAGCUCCAGCUCCAUGUUUUAACUCCAGCUAAAAUCGACAGUCAGGCUUACAAUAAAGCACCCACCCUGCUGUCAGUUGUAAGUGUGAGAUGAAACAAUAGUCUGCAAGACUGCCAUUCCAUGCAUGUGACAGUGUCAUGCAAUGUCACACUUUAGUUCAUUUGGAAUAUAUACA